Molecule: messenger RNA, 5482 nt
Organism: Xenopus laevis (African clawed frog)
Lineage: Eukaryota; Metazoa; Chordata; Amphibia; Anura; Pipidae
Gene: cntn4.L
Product: contactin 4 L homeolog
Exons: 23
Coding region: 326-3412 (1028 amino acids)
Biological process (GO): axon guidance; cell-cell adhesion; brain development
Cellular component (GO): plasma membrane; axon
Molecular function (GO): cell-cell adhesion mediator activity
Source: RefSeq, a predicted model, not a curated record
AGUCUCACCUCCUUCCUCCCUCUCUCCCUCUCUCCCCCCUCCCCUGUCACAGCUGUAGCUCUCUGUUCUUCUCUUGGGUUUCUGUGCUAAUUAUGUGAGUCCUGGGGGGAGGUUGGUGGAGAGAGGCGCACAAAGCAGCUCAGACUCCGAACGACUCAGGGACCAGCGCAGCAGCUUCUCUCUGUGUCCAAAUCAGAAGAGCCGAGAGCGGAAUGUGAGCGUCUGGAACUGGGAUGCAUUGCAUGGAGCUGCAUUCAUCAUAAGACUGAAAACUUGCCACUGCUCUGAGUGGCUGAAGACAGGAGUCCGACUUCAGAAAGUGAGGAUGAGGUUGCUAUGGAAACUGCUCGUGUUUCCCUGGUUCGUGUGUCUUGCAGAUGAGCUGACUCUGCAGGGCCCGUUCUUCACUCAGGAGCCCGCCAAUAUCAACUUCCCUUUGGAUUCAGAGGACCGGACAUUGAGACUAGUUUGUGAAGUACAGGGACAUCCCAAACCUGUCGUAAGAUGGAGAGUGAAUGGAACUCUUAUGGACGAAGCCCAAGAUUACCGGUACCGUGUUCUGGACAGGAGCUUGAUUAUUGCAUCUCCAGACAGAAACAAGGAUGUUGGUACUUUCCAGUGCGAGGCCACCAACUCGUUGGGGACCAUCCUUAGCCGGGAGGCUUAUGUUCAGUUUUCAUAUCUCGACUCAUUCCAAACAAGAACCCGCAGCACAGUAUCUGUACGAGAGGGGCAGGGAAUGGUGCUGCUGUGUGGCCCCCCUGCUCAUUCCGGAGAGCUGGUUUAUGCGUGGAUCUUUAACGAAUACCCGCCAUUUAUACAGCAGGACAACCGACGCUUUGUGUCACAGGUUACUGGGAAUCUUUACAUCGCCAAGGUGGAGCCUUCUGAUGCUGGCAACUACACCUGUGUUGUUACAAACACCGUCACCAACACUCGGGAACUGGGGCCCAGCACCCCUCUCACCCUUAGGACUGAUGGCGUGAUGGGAGAGUAUGAACCCAAAAUUGAAGUGCAUUUCCCUGAGUCUGUCCCGUCGGCCAAAGGCUCCACUGUCAAGCUGGAAUGUUUCGCUUUGGGAAAUCCUGUACCCACAAUUACCUGGAGGAGGGCAGAUGGCAAAACAAUCUCACGCAAAGUACGGAGGCACCGCUCCAGCGGGGUACUGGAGAUCCCUAAUUUCCAGCAGGAGGAUGCGGCUCCAUACGAGUGUGUCGCUGAGAAUACACGAGGGAAGAACAUGGUGCGAGGGCAACUCACAUACUUUGCCCCUCCUACCUGGGUUCAGAAGAUUAACGAUGCUCACAUAGCCAUCGAGGAGAACAUUCUCUGGGAAUGCAAAGCUAGCGGGCGCCCUAAGCCCUCCUACACGUGGCUCAAAAAUGGGCAGCGCCUGCAGAGCAAAGGACGCCUACAGAUUGAUCACGGAAGCCUCACAAUCACAUCUGUCAAUAUUUCUGACUCCGGCAUGUAUCAGUGCUUGGCAGAAAAUAAGCACGGGACCAUUUAUUCCAGUGCUGAGCUGAGGGUUAUUGCUGUGGGUCCUGACUUUUCCAAGGGGUUUGUAAAGAGAGUCACCUUGAGUAAGGUUGGGGGCUCGGUCCUUAUUGAGUGCAAACCUAAAGCAUUUCCCAAACCCAGCAUCACUUGGAAGAAGGGCAAGGAACUGCUGAGGGAUAGCUCCAGAAACUCAAUCUUGGAUGAUGGGACUUUGAAGAUUUCCAACCUGACUAAGGCAGAUGCUGGGAGUUACACCUGCACUGCCAGCAAUCACUUUGGAACAGCCAGCAGCACAGGGACCCUGGUGGUCAAAGACCCUACACAGGUUCUGGUGCCACCAUCGAGUAUGGAUGUCACGGUUGGCGAAAGCAUUGUUUUGCCCUGUCAAGUAUCCCAUGACCAUUCAUUGGAUAUUUCCUUCUCCUGGGUCUUCAACGGGCAACUCAUCGACUUCCAGAAAGAUGGAGAGCAUUUUGAACGUGUGGGGGGACAGGACUCAGCAGGCGAUUUAAUGAUCAGAAGCAUCCAGCUGAAGCAUGCUGGGAAAUAUAUCUGUCUUGUCCACACGAGUGUUGACAAACUGUCUGCCGGAGCAGAUCUCAUUGUGAGAGGUCCUCCUGGGCCACCAGAUGCUCUCACCGUGGAAGAGAUCACAGACACAAAGGCUCAGUUAUCCUGGAUGCCUGGAGUGGACAACCACAGCCCCAUCAUCAUGUACUCGGUACAGGCUCGGACCCCCUUUUCAGUGGGGUGGCAGGCAGUCAGCACAGUUCAUGAAGUGGUGGAUGGAAAAUCAUUCUCAGCCGCUGUGAUUGGGCUGAGCCCUUGGGUGGAGUAUGAGUUCCGUGUCAUUGCUAUCAAUGAGAUUGGCAUUGGAGAGCCCAGCCCCCCAUCAGACAAGAGGAGGACAGAGGAAGCAAUGCCUGAGGUGACCCCUGCCAAUGUCAGUGGAGGAGGAGGCAGUAAGGGUGAGCUUGUCAUCACAUGGGAGCCUGUACCAGAGGAGUUGCAGAAUGGCGGAGGGUUUGGGUAUGUAGUCGCGUUCCGUCCAUUCGGAACUAUUAGUUGGAUGCAGACGGUGGUGGCAUCAGCCGACUCUUCCCGAUACAUUUACAGAAAUGAGAGUCUCCCGCCUUUCUCCCCGUAUGAAGUCAAGGUUGGAGUGUACAACAACAAAGGAGAAGGACCUUUCAGUCCAUUGACUGUAGUGUACUCUGCAGAGGAAGAGCCAGGCCGGGCCCCAGCAGGGGUCUUUUCUCGGAGUCUGACUGCAUGGGACAUUGAGAUGUCAUGGAUAGCUGUCCCUGGGAGCCUCAGCAAAGGAAGGAUUCAAGGUUAUGAGGUCCGUUACUGGAAGCAAAAUGAAAAGGAGCAGAAUGCCCGCAAGCUUCGGACUCUAGGAAAUCAAACCUCCACCAAACUGAGCCAUCUUCAGGGCCAUACCCUGUACCAUCUAAAUGUACGGGCCUACAACAGUGCAGGGACCGGCCCAGCCAGCACUACUGUUAAUGUGACCACCAGGAAACCACCUCCAAGUCAGCCACCAGGAAAUAUCAUCUGGAACUCCUCAAACUCCAAAAUUAUCCUAAACUGGGACCAGGUGACAGCGCAGGAAGAUGAGUCCGAGGUUAAAGGUUACAGAGUUCUCUAUAGGUGGAACAGGCCAGGUGGAGCAUCUGUGAUCGAGACCAAUCAGACAUCAGUGGAGCUGUCCUUGCCAUAUGAUGAGGACUACAUCAUUGAGAUCCGAACCAUCAGUGAAGGAGGAGACGGCAGCAGCAGUGAACCAAUCCGCAUCCCUCGGAUAUCCAACGCUUAUGCACAAGGAUCAGGUGCUUCCACGUCCAAUGCCUGCACCUUAUCUGCCAUUAGCACCCUAAUGAUCUCCCUCACUGCGCGCUCCAGUUUAUGACCUCGAGCCUCUCAGACUCGUAGAGAAGCCCAUCUUAUUCCUGGAGAAUGGACACCAGUUCUGCUCUACAAGUGACGGCUCCAUAUGGAAUAUCCUGAGAUUUCCCUCAGCUUCUGAGCUUCCUCCUCUCCCUACGGGGAGGAUCUUAUGCACUGACGACAUCUGGAAUACGAUGUUACCAAAGCAGUUUACAUGCCGUAUAUGCAUAUUUUUUAUUAUUAUAUAUCUAGUGUUUUAUAGAGUUUUUUAAAGUUAACAUGAUGUAGAUAUAUACGUUUUUUGCUGUAAAAUGCUGCAGGUGACUCAUAUGAUUCUCUUCUGUCCUUUCAGUCUUACCCAGGGAUAACUAGCCCGUGGUCUUCCUGAACUCCGACCCUUAGCAUCCCGGUGGUCCUUGCUGAGAGUUGGAGUUCAGAAGCAGCAGGUGCUGUCUGAGCCACAGGAUGGAGAUCCCUGCCUUAAAUAAGUUUAUUACCCUGGGAUGGGCAUCUUUUAUAUGUUGCACUCUUCCGAUCUGUUUCACACGCCCUGAUCCCUUUUCAAAGAAGGAGUGUUGUUAAAUUAAAAAUGAUGUCAUAAACAAUGUUUUCCAGCAAGCUUGUGUGCACCACAGGUUCUCUGGUCUGGUCCUUCUGCAGAAAGGGCCACAAAAACCUUUAAUGUUUGAGUGAAACAAGGGCCUUAGUUUGGUUUCUUCUCUGGGAACGUCAGUCAUAUAUAAUUUCCAGCUGUAGAAUAAACAGGGCAAGGAGGGUAGGAGCCUGCUCAAUAGAAGUAUCUGUGUUUACGGGGCUCUAGGUCCCUAGGCGCCCUUUGGUCCGAUGAAGUGACAAGUCAAGUUCAGUGAGAUGUAAAUCUCAAGGAUAGAGAAAGUUGUAAUUGUUUCAGCUAAAAACAAAUGUAUGAAAUAUAUCAUUGAGCCUAGGGGGGUUGUUAAAGGGAAAGUAUAGCAUAAGCACAAGUUGCUAUAAUAUGAAUGAGAAUUUAGUACCUUUGCGAAAUAUAUAUAUAUAUUUUUUCUGCCAUUAAUUAACUAAGAAAGUUAGUUAUUUGCUGAUUCUUUGGGACAAAGUGUCUUACUAUUGUACGUAUCACUUCCAGUCCUUCAUAACAGGAAGCUAUGCCUGACCUCCUAUUGUAAGGCAAUUCCAAAACACAUCAAGAAAUGGCUUAAAGGAGAACUGUCAAUAAACAUGCACCAAAACUGUUGUGGAUGUUUAAUCAUUUUUUUCCACAAUUUUUUUUAUGUCUUUUCGGUAGGUUUGCCACCUUUUAGCCCAUCUAACUCCAGGCUGUGAUGUAAUGGGGGGUGGGGCACGACAUGGGAUUGAUCAUGAGAUCAGGGGUGGGGCUGUGAUGCUGCAAUUGCACACUGAGGCAAUCAUAGGAAAUCCUGCCCAGUUUUCCUAAUUUGGAAAACCAGGCAGGUUUGACCCAGACAGCCCUUCAAAAACUGGGCUGUCCGGGCCAAAACCGGACUGGUGGCAACCCUGCUUUUCAGAUAUAAAGGGUUUAUUGAUGUGAUUCCUCAACCUUUGCUCCUAUGAACAACUUAACCAUGCUGUGUGUCAGUGGGACAAAUCUCUGGAAUCAUCCAAUUAGAUCAGGAGAAAUGUGUCAGCGACUCACAGCAUGAGCGUGAUGUUUGUAAAUGUUAGGUUGAGCAGCUCACAGAUAAACAACUGCAAAACAAUUAAUAUUAAAGAUUAAAUACCAUUAUUAAACAUCCACUACAGUUGUUGUGUAGUAAUUUUUUUCAUUAUACCAACAGAUCUGCUUAAAAAAAUGUCUCAAGUGCAAACAAAGUGUUCUCCCUCAGUCAUCACAUGUACUUUUAAUCUCUUUUGUUCCUUAAAAGCAAAAAAAAAUGAAAUAAAUAUUUAUGAAUGUUACUACAUAAUCUCUCGCAUAGGAGCAAGAUGUUCCUUAACUAGAGUUUUUUUUUCCUUUACGUAUCAAUGGUGUCGUGAUAGAGAAUAAGGCUUAGUGGAGGAGGAAAUGGACUUUUCAGCUGCUGUUGAUGCAAAAAACUUUUUCUUUAAAUUAAAAAGUUGCAUAUGUUUUUCGCUA